AUGUGCGGGGAGUGCCUGCUCAGGGCAGAGGCCGGCGUGAAGUUGCAAGAGCCCGAGGUGCAUCGUGAGUUCUCUCCGGAAAGUUGGCCCUGGUGCGUGGGACCCUUGGCCGUGGCUGGCUGCGUGGGCUGCUGGGAAGGUGUGGGCAGGGACCUGCCUUCCACACAGGACCCUUGGCGAGAGCAGUGGCAGCCUCUGGGGUCCAAGAUCACAGCCGCAUCUCGUGCUCGUGUUCACGUAGGCAUUGCCCUGCCGUCUGAAUUACAGUUUGAAAGGCUGACCCGAGAGCUAGAGGCAGAACGCCAGAUCGUCGCCAGCCAACUGGAGCGAUGCAAGCUUGGAUCCGAGACCGGCAGCAUGAGCAGUGUCAGGAGACCUGAUGCUUGGAAGACUGAUGAUGAUGAUGCUGAUGAUGAUUUUGACAAGAGUCGGUCUGGAGCUCAAAGACAAUCUUUUGGAUCCUCCAUCUGCAGUGGCACCGCCACCAAUGUGCAGAUUUUCGUGAAGACCCAGACGGGGAAGACCAUCACUCUCGAGGUCGAACCCUCGGAUGCAGUAGAAAACGUAAAGGCCAAGAUCCAGGACAAGGAAGGAAUUCCUCCUGACCAGCAAAGACUGAUCUUUGCAGGCAAGCAACUGGAAGAUGGACGUACUUUGUCUGACUACAACAUUCAGAAGGAGUCCACUCUUCAUCUUGUGUUGAGUCUUCGUGGUGGUGCUAAGAAAAGGAAGAAGAAGUCAUACACCACUCCCAAGAAGAACAAGCGUAAGAGAAAGAAGGUUAAGCUGGCUGUCCUGAAAUACUAUAAGGUGGAUGAGAAUGGCAAAAUCAGUCUCCUUCGUUGGGAGUGCCCUUCAAAUGAAUGUGGUGCUGGAGUUUUUAUGGCCAGCCACUUUGACAGACAUUGUGGCAAAUGUUGUCUGACCUAUUGUUUCAACAAACCAGAAGACAAGUAA
Messenger RNA from Lagenorhynchus albirostris (white-beaked dolphin), 957 nucleotides. RefSeq lists its product as uncharacterized. The record is from RefSeq and is a predicted model, not a curated record. The transcript has 4 exons. Gene Ontology annotation, biological process: translation; protein ubiquitination; modification-dependent protein catabolic process. Gene Ontology annotation, cellular component: ribosome; nucleus; cytoplasm. Gene Ontology annotation, molecular function: structural constituent of ribosome; protein tag activity; ubiquitin protein ligase binding. Lineage: Eukaryota; Metazoa; Chordata; Mammalia; Artiodactyla; Delphinidae. The coding region runs from base 1 to 957 and encodes 318 amino acids.